Molecule: messenger RNA, 989 nt
Organism: Physella acuta
Lineage: Eukaryota; Metazoa; Mollusca; Gastropoda; Physidae
Product: ATP-sensitive inward rectifier potassium channel 12
Biological process (GO): potassium ion import across plasma membrane; regulation of monoatomic ion transmembrane transport
Cellular component (GO): plasma membrane
Molecular function (GO): inward rectifier potassium channel activity
Source: RefSeq, a predicted model, not a curated record
AAACGAGGGUGAAAUGAACCUGGGCUACCGUCCUUUUGAACAAGAUGGCGCUUUUUACAUACAGAACACCAUGUGAUUAGGGAGCACUCUUUUCUGUAAAAAGUUAAAUUGUAUGGCCCAGGGGACACACCACGUGAUCAACAUUUUCGAGGACCACAGCAGAUGGGAAGAGUUUAAAUUCGACGCCUUCAGAAAUCCAGGCAAAGACCUACAGACCAACUAUCCGGGCUUGCCAGCUAGUGUUGAAUUAAAAAACGUAUCGGGAAAACAAGGGAGUGAACUCUCACACCCAACAAGCGGGAUUAUAGAUUUCUACAACAGAAAAAUGAAACCCAGAAGAACGCUGAUUAGAAAGGAGGGUCAAAGUAACAUCGCAUAUAAAGGAAUUCAGAAAAAACGAGUAAAAUACCUCAAAGAUCUCUACGUGACCCUCCUUGACCUAAAAUGGAGAUGGGCGUUUCUUAUUUUAUUUUCUGGAUUUUUCUUGUCUUAUCUUACGUUUGGCAUUAUUUAUUUCCUAUUAUCAUACACCCAUGGUGACCUUGACCACGUCGGUGACCCCAAGUUUAAACCCUGUAUUGUCCAUCUGGACUCCUUUUGGGACGCCCUGCUCUUCUCCAUGGAGACCCAGUCCACCAUUGGCUACGGCACCAUCUACCCGAAUGCCGAGUGCGCCGGGACUGUACCUGUGGUCUACCUGCAGAUUACCAUUGGCUUUCUACUCGAGACAUGUCUACUUGGGUUUAUUUUUGUGAAAAUAGCCCGACCAAAACAUAGACGACACACGCUCAUUUUUAGCCGUAACGCGUGCCUGUGUAAGGAGGAGAACCAGCUGAUGCUACAGGUGCGGGUGGGCGACAUGAGGAACUCCCAUUUGAUUGACAGCCACGUCUACGGGGCCCUGGUCAAGAGAUACGUGUGUGAGGAGAAGUACGUCUACCCUCUCUUUCAGCACGAGCUAGAAUUUGAAGCCCAUGGGAUGGGAGAGA